UCAACAAUUAUGUCAGCCAACAGCUUGUAUAAUGCGUAUGUUUUACUAGAACUGGCAAUGGCCGAACUGAAAAUUUCUCAGAAACGAUAGUUCCUUUGAAGUUAACUUUAGUAGCAGAAACCUUACUUUCGUUCGGUAAACACGGAAGUGAAAUACAAAAUAAAAGAAGUAAGCAGUACAAGUUACGUUUAAGGAGUUCUCCAGCGAACACAUACUGCAUCAUAUAGAUGAGCAAAAGACCAAAAUAUAAACAGUCUGAUGAGGAUUUUCAACAUCAUGCCAUGAUUAAGAGAGAAUAUAAUUAUGUCUUUAUUUUUUAUUUUGAAAUAUACAAAAAAAACCUGUUAAUUGAUUGUUUAAAUUACUUGAUGAAGGAGAAUUCAUUUCUUUAAAAAAGAUUCAAAUCAUAGUGAUGGCUGAUCACAUUCAAGAAAGGUUUUACUUUAGGAGACAUCAUUCUCCUAAAAAGCAAAACAAGUAUAAAGAUAUUGUAAGAUGCAUCAUUCAAAGGCUAUGCGAAAGAAGUGGUGUUGACUGCCUUGGAAACAUAUGGAAACAGAACUGGGAAACAUUACAGACUGCCAACAUUAGAAGCUUAGAAGAGUUAAAGAAAUUUCUCAAAGUCUAUCCAAAGUGUUUUAAUGUGCAUAAAUCAAAGGCUUCAGAUUAUAACCCCUAUAAAUGGAGUGACAAUGAAGGCGUGGUAGAGGAGGAUUCCAUGGAUAUGCUCCCCCUAGAUGGCAUAGAAGUAGAAGUAACUACAAAACUACUGUUAUGUGAGAAAAACAGUAAACAAAAUGAUCAGUGUAAGGAUAAGUGUGGUAAGCUGCAUUUGUGCAAGUUCUUUCUGCUAUCAGGUCUGUGUAGGUUUGAUCCGUGUCACUACACACAUGAUAUCAGUAGUGGCCACAACUACAAGAUACUAAAGGCUUAUUUCAUGGACCAUCUAAGCGUUGAGGAAUUGAGAGUUCUCUUCACCCGACGAAAAGCCCGAACUUCUGUCACCCGCCCCUUCUUGUGCCGUUACUACAACAAAUCUUCUUGCAAAAAAGGUUCAAACUGCCCCGGCUUGCACAUAUGUUCUGGCUUCAUAUCAGGCUCAUGUGAGGAAAAGUGUGGGUUGAACCAUGAUCUUACAGAUGUAGAUGUAAGAAGGCGUUUAGAGCAGUUUGCUAUAGAACCAGAAGAUCUUGUCAACAUUUUGCUGACAACUCGCCACCCAAGUUAUCUAAUUCCUUGAAAUACAUUGCUCCAACAUUCGGAAAAAAUAAAAAACAUUUUCCAGACAAGCCAGAAAUAAACCAAAACAGAAAAAAACAAGAGUCUUGUAGAUUGACAAAAGGAACCACAACCAGUGACAAUGAUUCUUUAUCACAGCCGUUUGAGAUGGCUUGUGAUUCAAGUCAGGAUGCCACUCACAUGGCGCAUGCAAUCACUAUGAAUGUCGACAUGGUGAACAGGAUGAAAGGAGAAGAUGGACCCAGAUCACCUGAUGGUGAAUGUGUUUGGGGUGGCCCUGCUAGGGCUGUCCCUCUUGUAGCUGCAACCACCACAUUGAAUGAACCACCUGAAAUUGUAAAUACAAGCCACCAAGGAUUCUUGCAUGCAGACAGCAAACAUUCAGGAAGCCGUAGACAUGUUGGAAGCUCCAGUCAGGACCAGAAAAAGGAGUCAAGUGUUGCCAGCAAAUUGCUUACCUUGAUAGAUAAGCUGCAUUCCUAUUCCUCUCCUCCUGGGUUAGGAAGCAAGUCGAAGAAUAAUUUGAUUAUGACUGAUUGCGCUGUGGAGUCUGACUCAAAAGAAAACCGCAUAGGUACCAGCAAGGAGCAAAAGGUAAAAGAUGUCUCAGACGGAGAAAUAACCAGGUCAGAUGGGGAGGUGACAGAUUCUCAUUCUGAAGUUGAUCUGCAGUUCAAAGGUAGGGAUGGAUGCAGUGUCAGUCACCAUGAUGGCAGUCUUCAGGCCAGCAGAAGUGGUUCUUUCUGUAAAGGAUGGAGAGUGUGGCCUGUCAGGAGAAGGAAGAGAGUCAUAUAUAGAUGAUCAGGGAGCUGUUUGUAAGGGCCAAGUUUGUGGAAAAAAGACUAGAUUUAGAAAGUUACAUGGUAAUGCUUCAUGGGACUACAAGAGGAGGGGUAAAAGGUUUGUCUUGCGAGACUUUAAAGGGAGACCACUUUACAAAGACAAAAACAACAUGGCUUUUGGUUCAGAGGAUGCAGAGGAAAUUAAACCUCAUAACUUCAUGAGCAAGGAAGCCGAGAAAAUGUUUCAGUCUUCGCUUGCGUUAGGAGAUCAACAUGGCAAAGAUUUCAGCCGCCCUAACUCAUUAAAAGGGAGGCAAAAGUCAACCACAAAUCUUCUGUCUUGGGGAACGGCCAGAGAAAAGAAUUGGUUUAAAAGAGGAAAGAAGAGAAAUUGCACUGUGCAUAAACUGAAUGGUGGUAAAGCAAAUAUCAAAAAAAGCUUACCUUCACAGUCCAUUGAAAUGACUGAAUUUAGAGAUGAGGAAAGAGAUACAGAUACAACAACUGGUCCUUAUGUAACUCAUGACCACUCAGUGAGUAUCUCUGGACGCAUGAUGAAGUUCAGGGAAUUAGAGGCAAUGAACAUCAGUGAAAUACCAUCAAAAAGGAGCAGAAGUCCUAGCCCUACAGCAAGACACAGCCAUAGGACUAUGGCACAAAGGAGAAGCCCUUUUCCGAGGAGAUGGGAGAAUCGUGGAUCACCAUUCAACCAUUAUUCAAGAGAAGAAUGGCUAGGUUCAGACAGGCAAGACAGUAUGGAACAUGAGAGAAGUGAUUUCGCACUAGGGAUGGAAGUGACCGAAGUAGGGACUAUAGUUUGGUCAUGGACCAGUGGUCUCAGUCAGAGUGGGAAGGGGAAAGAGAGAGGGAACCUGAAAACAAAAGGUCUGGUAAGUGGCAUAUGUCACGUUCUUCAACUGGCUUCCACACGCCUACAGAUUGGAGAGGGGGAGAUUGGAAGAGAAAUGACCAAUGGGACAAUGGGUUGGAUCUUUCACGACAUGAAUCUUCCUCAUGGAGUAGCAAAGCUUCUUGCCGAGAUGCUCAAACAUGGGAUGAUUGUCCUCCAUACAACCUUCACACUUCUGAUGAUGAAGCUUCUUAUCAAAUGGCAAGUUUUCCGUACAAAGAUAAGGAUAGAAAGAAUGGGAACUCUCGUAGAUGGGAAAGAAAUACUCAACAGAGUUCAGUUGUCAAUGAAAUGGUCAGCAGGUUGAGAGGAAAAAGCAGCAGAUCCAGGUUUUUAGUGGCUUCAGAUGGAGACAGCAAUAAAAGUUUUGACCAAAAUAGAGAAACAUACUUGAAUUUUCCAGUAGAGUCUGUGGAAGAAGAGGCUGGAAGUGGAAGUUCUGACAACUGGAGAAGGUCUAACGAUGACAUCUCAAGUACCUCUACGACAUGUACGAGGAGCUGAGAGAAACAAGAAAAUAAGUUCCGUUGGCAUUGAGAAAGUACGCAAUGAAUCGAGUAAUACAGCAUGGUAUGGCAAAAAGGAGUUCAUUGGACAGGCAAAUGCCAAUAAGCAGUUUGCAAGCUACAAAGAAUGGUGUGAAGCUAAGGACUUAAGAAAAAAUCAUAGAAGCAGCUCAUUCACUGAAGAACCACCAUUGACUGCAGAAAAAGAUGCCUGGGAUGUGCUAGAGUCAGAGAAACAAACAGGCAGCAGCAGACUUGAAGACUUUGCAAGACACAGUUUUGAUGAGCAGAGAGGUAACCCAUCAAAAAGAGGAAAGAAGUUUGCAAAUUAUGAAGAGUGGAAGAGAGCCUACGUAGGGGAAGCAGAGACUACCUUUAAUGGAGAUGAGCAAACACCUAGUAGUCUAGAGAAGAGGCACCCUAGAGUUCGAGAGAUAUGGCACAGCGAAACAUACAACAGAAGUGGGGAGCCUGAAUGUGGACAAAGUCACAGUGAAACAUUCUCUAGGACACACUCUUCUGUUGAGGAUGGCUUCUCAGAGCACACCAGACAUCUACAAAGAAGAGCUAAAGAUGGCUAUAGGAACAAAAAUUUCAAAAGGAACCCCAAAAAUGGUGUGGAUAAUAAUUCUGUGGAACAUAAUUUUAGUAGACAAGAAAUUGGGCACAAUGAUUUCAACCAUGAGAUGGCACAAGGAUAUACCCAUAUCAGACACAGAAAAAGAGGUGACACUCAGUCCCAUUGCACGUGGAUUAAUGAUCACAGCAGGAAUGAUGCUGGCGAGUCAUUAGAAAUGCCUGGCAAAGCCAGCUUAAAUGAUUCACCAGACAAUGAUAUCCUUUGGGAACAACAUUGCAGGUCUGACAGUUUUGAACAAAACUGGAACCAGUAUGAGCAGAAGAUGAAGAUGUACAAGAAAGAUCUAAAGCAGAUUUUAAUAGCAUCACUAGAGAUGAUCUGAGACACCGCUUGAAGGGGAAGAGAACAAUAGAAAUUGACGGCGAGCCAUUUGUUAAAAAAAAAGCGAGAAUUCUGAGAAAGUCAAGUCACACAGAGCAAAUGACAGGGGUGGAAAUUUAUCUCCGAUAGUGCUUAUUAAGAAAGGCAUUACAUUUGAAAGAAAACAUUGUAAAGUAUAUUUUAAUUGUUAAUAUGUAAGAAAGAAGGAUGAGUUUGCUUUGGGAAUAAAAACAGUAAUAUAUUGUGGCUUGACUAAUGAAAACAAAUUUUGAGAUAUUUUUGAAGUGAUCAAAAUCCUGAUUCAGUCAGAUGGCACCUCUCUUCAAUUGUUACAAGUUUUUUCACCUGUCUAGGCAGCUUGUUCGCUGGAUAGAGUCAGCAAGGCAGCUAGCUUUCAGAUUGAGCAGCACAAAUUUUAUAUCUUACCUUAGCAAAUAUCUUUAUUUCUGGGAUUUAUAAGUGAAUGUUUAUGAUGUUCUUCUUGGAGUAUGCUUGUAUAUACAAACUCAAGUCAAACCACAAAAAAAGGAGAAAUACUCAGGCUGUGGAGGUGAAGGGUACGUGAUACAAGGUCAAUGUCAGCAAAGAAGUUUGUAAAAACAUGAAGCAGGAUAUCAGUCAAAAAAAAAUCUUCCAACUUGCAAGAUGAAUAACUACUGAUAGCAGAAUAUGGAACCAUAUGUUUCAAAAAAAAUCAUAAAAAAGGAAGCGAAGAAAUGUACAGGGAUGGACAGGUUUGUAACCAUUCUUUCUACAAAAAAAUCAGAAAAAAUUAAUGCAACUUGGUACGUGAAUUAAAAUCUUAUUUAGACAUUUUCUUGCUGCCAAAUGAUAUAACAGAAUUUGAAGUGAGCUUUUGAAGAUCAAACCUUCCCUGACAAUGCAACCCUUGUUAUUCUUCAUUAGCUGGGCUCUAACAUUGGUUUUAACAUCUGAAAAAGUAUCAGAGGACUUUGAUAUGUAACAUCUAAGCUAUCAGCAUUGCCUCACACUCUGAAAUCCCCAAUAAAUCACUCACCAAGGGGAUUCAAAAAGAGUUGUGCUACAUUAGCUUUGGACAUCUUUUGGUAUUUUGACCACGCUGCCUGUUGGUAUUGUAAUAAGAAGAAUUAUAUAUACAGCUCUCUAUUAGAUUCUAGAAGAAAAACUGCCAGAGAAACCAAAAUCUGUUUUUGAAGACUGCAACGAAAACAAAGUUGAUGAACUGGAGCUGGUUAUAAAACAGAGCAAAAGACCAGUAGAGAAGAAAAAUAUUUUGCUUCCCUUGAAACAAGAAUACACUGCAUACAAUAACAGGCUAAAAGAUCCUUUAGGAAAAAUACCUACUUUGCUCUGACAGUCGUGUGAGUUUAAAUAAUCAUGCUUAUUUUGGUUGUACAGGUGUUGUUUUAACUGGUCUGAAACCAGUUAAGAGUGUUUAUCUUUCUCACAUGGUACUAGUACUCGAAACGUAGUUGAACAGAGUAUUGAUACAAUAACAAUGGUUAUAAUAUAGUUGUAAAUGAAAUGUGUAAAUAUCCUUAGUAAAAGGAAAACUACCAUUACAUUCAAAGCAUAUAUUUACUUCAGUUGUGCUUCUCUUCCAAUAUGGGAUUUGUAGAGGCAUUGGUGAUCAGUCUGUGUACACCACACAUGCUUCUCUGCAUGUUUGUUUGCUCACUCGUGUCAACAAGGAAGUAGAUAAAUUGAUAAUUUUUGUACGUUUCUGGACUUUCAUUUGUUUGCUGUUGACCAGAUCAUCUUUUGCAUGCUAGAAGUGUGGUGUACUAAUAAUGGGGAUCAUGUGUUGGGCUAUCUUCAACCUUGUGAUGUGCACUUGGCUGUAUAGUUUGUAAAAAACCAGCUGAAUUAACUAAUCAGAUUAGGAUUUUUGUAUGUUGCAAAUAUUUUUUUGAUGGACAUAAUUCCAGGCCUACCUAUCAUUGUCUAUAGCGUUCCCGUGAAGGUUGAUUUUCUCUGGCAUUUGGCCCUUUGUAGUAGCAAGAAUCGUGACGUUUUUUCAUUUACCACUGUCUUUGUCACAUUGCCACAAAUGACAUGACACACAUUUGUAAGUUACUUUAUGUAAAUAUUAAAUUUAAUGAAAUUUUAAACAGAAACUACAAUAUUCAUAUUGACAAAAAAAAUAGUUUCCACAUUUGACUGAGAUGUUUGUGUUUCUAAAGUGCUUCUGCACUUUAUGAACUGAGUAUUGUCCCCUUCCCCUCCCUCCCCCCCAAAAAAAAAAAAAGCAUUGCUUCAUUAAUAAUAGUUUUGGUAACCUAAAUUCCCCCUUUUUUUUUAACACAUUCAUAUUUCCAUAGUCAGGGGUGUAGCUGUAUAGCAACUAUGGAAAAUCCUUAGUAGGCAGAUGUGAUAGUUCUACGACUAAAUGCUGUUUUUUUAUAUGUGCUGCCUUUAACAUUUAAGUUUUAUUUUUUUUAACUUCAUGACACAUGAAGAGUAGGAUUCUAAUAUCCAUGUAUCCAGGUCAGACAGUUAUUAAAGCAAUUGAUC
Molecule: messenger RNA, 6894 nt
Organism: Pomacea canaliculata
Lineage: Eukaryota; Metazoa; Mollusca; Gastropoda; Architaenioglossa; Ampullariidae
Exons: 5
Coding region: 1925-3238 (437 amino acids)
Source: RefSeq, a predicted model, not a curated record